Gregarina niphandrodes is the source of this 1038-nucleotide messenger RNA. RefSeq lists its product as hypothetical. The transcript is spliced from 2 exons. NCBI's taxonomy places the organism in Eukaryota, Apicomplexa, Conoidasida, Eugregarinorida, Gregarinidae. The record is from RefSeq and is a predicted model, not a curated record. The coding region runs from base 1 to 1038 and encodes 345 amino acids.
AUGUACUGGACAGGACGCGCUGCCUGGGACAGGGGCUGCGAAUUUUUUUGUGUCAACGCAAUGAAGGUAAUUGCACAGACUGGCGCAAAAACGAAAGCAGGGCAAGAGUUGGGCAGAGUAGAAGACUUGACCGUGGAAGGUCACGUCAGGCAAGAGGAUGGGGGUCGGGAAGACAGCACCGGGCGGCAAGUGGUGGGUCGACAGGAUGACGGUGCCCGACAAGGGAACAGAGAGUUGGCGGCCAAGUACGUGGAGUAUUUACAGUUGUUGUCGCACCAGUGGAGUUCUGUGAGGGCCGCGUCGUUGCUGACGCCGGAAUUGAUUGAGUAUCUGCAGCCCCGCUAUCAUCGAUGCAGCAGUCCUCUGAAGGUGCGCAUCGUGUCGUCGUUGGUGUACUUGAGUUCGGAAAUUCGCGUCCAGGCGAAAGACAGUCUUAUCAAGCUGCUUGCCGAAGCGGAGGUGGACAAGGAUGAGUGGGUGCGGAAGCUAGGCCGCCUCAUGUCGAGCUUCGUAACCACCGGCUCGAUUGACGUUCGAGAUACGGACAGCGAGACCGCCUUCCAGAUCCUGAAGCACGUAAACAGCAGCAACGUCAAGCACAAACCUCCGCUGGACAUAUCGGAUAUGGUUAAUAUUGUCCACGAGUACAUGUUUGUUGAGUAUAUAUUUGCCGAAGAGCAGCGCACACGUGUGUGCGGCGACGAACAAAUCAGAGAAGACUCCGGCACUCUGCCUGGAAGACUGCCUGGCAGUCGCGGAGGCAAGGGCGGCCACCUAACCGACCCGACUGCCAUGUCUGGCGGCUACCGGCCAAGCGGGUCCCUAUAUGGCGGGCCUCAUUCGCGGCCGCCGACCCCAGAAAACCAAACUGCAGCAUCUGGCGGCAAUGGGUUGUACGGGAUCAGAGGCGGGCCGCUGCCGGCUUCGCUGUUUGGCACAACGGAUUUUAGGCCCGGCUUGGAUCUGCAGCGCAUGUACCAGGAUUUGUGCAAAAAAGGAGACGUCCGACUGGAGGCCUGCCGAACCCCGUGGCCCUAA